AUGGGUCUGGGCCGGCUCACAGUCGGUCUGGCCCGGCUCACUCUCGGUUUGGACCGGCUCACACUUAUUCUGGGCCGGCUCACAGUCGGUCUGGCCCGGCUCACUCUCGGUUUGGGCCGGCUCACACUUAUUCUGGGCCGGCUCACACUCGGUCUGGGCCGGCUCACACUUGGUCUAGGCCAGCUCACUCUCGGUUUGGGCCUUCUCACACUUAUUCUAGACCGGCUCACUCUCGGUUUGGGCCAACUCACACUUAUUCUGGACCGGCUCACUCUCGGUCUGGGCCAACUCACACUUAUUCUGGGCCGGCUCACACUCGGUCUGGGCCGGCUCACACUUGGUCUGGACCGGCUCACACUCGGUCUGGGCCAACUCACACUUAUUCUGGACCGGCUCACACUCGGUUUGGGCCUUCUCACACUUAUUCUGGACCGGCUCACACUCGGUUUGGGCCUUCUCACACUUAUUCUGGACCGGCUCACUCCUGGUUUGGGCCAACUCACACUCGGUCUGGGCUCACUCUUGGACAAAUGCGAUUGUCGGCUCAGCACUGAACCUGACACUAAUUUUAAAGCGCUACAUGCAAAGCCCCCGCAGCAGCCGCAGCAGCCGCAGCAGCCGCAGCAGCCGCAGCUCAUCUACAGUUCGGUGUUCGCUGUCAGAAAAGCCUCAAAAGUCCGACUCCCGUGA
Molecule: messenger RNA, 690 nt
Organism: Knipowitschia caucasica
Lineage: Eukaryota; Metazoa; Chordata; Actinopteri; Gobiiformes; Gobiidae
Source: the annotation of a GenBank genome assembly